Molecule: messenger RNA, 912 nt
Organism: Zychaea mexicana
Lineage: Eukaryota; Fungi; Mucoromycota; Mucoromycetes; Mucorales; Lichtheimiaceae
Product: nucleotide-diphospho-sugar transferase
Exons: 3
Coding region: 1-912 (303 amino acids)
Biological process (GO): protein N-linked glycosylation; cell wall mannoprotein biosynthetic process
Cellular component (GO): Golgi apparatus; membrane
Molecular function (GO): alpha-1,2-mannosyltransferase activity
Source: RefSeq, a predicted model, not a curated record
AUGACCAUGCGCCAAAUUCAAUAUGCUGUUAACGAGAAACGCAGCUAUCCAUACAUCAUCUUUUCCGACGAGGAAUUAAGCGACGAAUUUAAACAUCUUGCUAGCAUCAUGACACCCAAUGCCGACGUUGCCUUUUACGAUAAACUAGGCCCGGAAUUCUACGGGUAUGCCAAUUCAACAGACCGGGAACGAGCGCUGGAAGCCCGGAUACGCAUGAAUGAAACUAUUUUUGGUGACAGCGAAGACUAUCGCUUUUCAUCACGGUUCAUGGCCGGUCUCUUGUUUCGCCACCCUGCAUUAAACGACCUGGAUUACAUAUGGCGCUUUGAAGUCGGCACAGAAUACGUUUGCCCCAUCAGCUUUGAUCCGUUCGACUUUAUGAAGGAUGCAGGCAAAAAGGUGUCAUUUUCGAUUACCUUGUACGAGUACGAAGAAACGAUCCCGUCUUUGUUUGCCAAUGUCAUGAAAUUCGCCGCAGAAAAUCCAGAUAUUGUGCAGUCGACGGAUAAUCCAAAAAGCUUAUGGGAUUUUGUGAUUGAUACGGAUACCCAGGGGUACAACAAAUGCCAUCUUUGGAACAAUUUCCAGAUUGCAGAUAUGCAAUUUUUCCGUGGCGAGCUUUAUCAACGUUAUUUUGAUUUCAUUGACGAGUCUAAUGGCAUCUUUUAUGAACGAUGGGGUGAUCCCGUCAUCCAGACAUUGGGCAUAGUACUUUUCCUGGAGAAAAGCGAUAUCCAAUUCUGGGAGAACAUUGGCUACCGUGUCGCCAAUUACUUUACGCAUUGUCCAUCCAAUAAGGCCAUAUACAAGCAAUGCAGCUGUCGUCCGUCACAAAACUUCGACUAUGAUGGAUACAGCUGUCUCAGACAAUUCCUCAGUAGUGGUAAUGAAGUUUAUAGUAUUACAGCAUAA